Porites lobata is the source of this 9730-nucleotide messenger RNA. NCBI's taxonomy places the organism in Eukaryota, Metazoa, Cnidaria, Anthozoa, Scleractinia, Poritidae. The record is from the annotation of a GenBank genome assembly.
AGUGACAAUAGCCACCCCAUCAAUAACAACAACACUGACAACGAACAAAGCUGCGACAACAACAAAAGGAUCAAUUACAACACCAGUAGAAGGGACAAUAGCCACCCCAUCAAUAACAACAUCAACAAAAGCAAAUAAAGCAACAGUAAUAACAACUGUAGCAAUAUCAACGAUAACGAAACCAACACCAGCAGUAACAACAGUGGUAACCAGACCAAAGGCAUCGAAAACAAACCCAACGGAGGGAACAAUAACAACAGCAAAAGACCCAAAUGCAAUAGCGACAGCAACAACGACAGCAGCAACAGCAAUAGCAUCAGUAACAACAUCAGCAGAAGUUAUAAAACCUACACCAUCAUCAACAGCAGCAACAGCAACACCACCACCAGAAAAAACAGCAUCAAUAUCAACGCCUGUAGAAGUGAUGACAGCUACACCAUCAAUAACAACAUCAGCAGGGGCAAACACUGCAACAGUAUCGAUAACAACAGUGGCACGAACAACAACAACGAAACCAACACCAGUAGGAGCAAUAACAACAAAAGUAAUAGCGAAAGCAAAAGCAACUAUAACAAGCCGAGAGGAAACAGCACUAGUCGCAACUACAAUGGCAACAGCAACAUCAACAGUAGACACAACAACAUCAGCAACGACAUCAAUAACAACACCAGCAGAAGUGAUAAUAGCAACAGUAUCAAUAACAACACAAGCAGAACUAACAACUGUAUCGACAACAAUAACACGAGAAACAACAACUGUAUCAACAGAACUACCAUCAGAAGCAACAACGGUGUCAACAACACCAGCAGAAGUAAGAACAACAGCAUCAACAACACUAACAACAAAAGCAACAACUGCAUCAACAUCAAUAACAACAUCAGCAGAAGUGAUAAUAGCAACAGUACCAAUAACAACACAAGCAGAAGCAACAACUUUAUCAACAACAACACCAGCAGAAGCAACAACUGCAUCAACAACACCACCAGCAGAAGCAACAACUGUAUCAACAACACUGCCAGCGGAAGCAACAACUUUAUUAACAACAACACCAACAGAAGCAACAACUAUAUCAACAACAAGACCAACAGAAGUAACAACUGGAUCAACAAAAAUAACAGCAAAAACAACUGUAUCAACAGAAAUACCAUCAGAAGCAACAACGGUGUCAUCAACACCAGCAGAAGCAAGAACAACAGCAUCAACAACACUAGCAACAAAAGCAACAACUGUAUCAACAAAAACACCAGCAGAAGCAUCAGCUGCAUCGAUAACAACACCAGCAGAAGCAACAACUUUAUCAACAACAACACCAGCAGAAGCAACAACUGUAUCGACAACAAUACCAGCAGAAGCAACAACGGCAUCAACAACAACACCGGCAGAAGCAACAAUUACAUCAAAAGCAAUACCAAAAGAAACAACAACUGCAUCAACAACAAUACCAGUAGAAGCAACAACUGCAUCGACAACAAUACCACCAGAAGCAACAACUGUAUCGACAACAAUACCACCAGAAGCAACAACUGUAUCGACAACAAUACCAGCAGAAGCAACAACGGCAUCAACAACAAUACCACCAGAAGCAACAACUGUAUCGACAACAAUACCAGCAGAAGCAACAACUGCAUCAACAACAAUACCACCAGAAGCAACAACUGUAUCGACAACAAUACCAACAGAAGCAACAACGGCAUCAACAACAAUACCACCAGAAGCAACAACUGUAUCGACAACAAUACCAGCAGAAGCAACAACUGCAUCAACAACAAUACCACCAGAAGCAACAACUGUAUCGACAACAAUACCAGCAGAAGCAACAACGGCAUCAACAACAAUACCAGUAGAAGCAACAACUGUAUCGACAACAAUACCAGCAGAAGCAACAACUGCAUCAACAACAAUACCACCAGAAGCAACAACUGUAUCGACAACAAUACCAAAAGAAAAAAACAACUGCAUCAACAACAAUACCAGUAGAAGCAACAACUGUAUCGACAACAAUACCAGCAGAAGCAACAACUGCAUAGACAACAAUACCAAAAGAAACAACAACGGCAUCAACAACAACACCGGCAGAAGCAACAACUACAUCAAAAACAAUAUCACCAGAAGCAACAACUGUAUCGACAACAAUACCAAAAGAAACAACAACUGCAUCAACAACAAUACCAGUAGAAGCAGCAACUGUAUCAACAACAACACCAGUAAAAAUAACAAUUUCAUCAACAACAACACUAGUAGAAGCAUCAACUGCAUCGACAACAAUACCAGCAGAAGCAACAACUGCAUCAACAACAAUAACAGCAGAAGCAACGACAGCAUCAACAACAACACCAGCAGAAACAACAAAAGCAUCAACAAUAAUAAAAGCAGGAACAACGAUAGCAUCAACAACAGUACCACCAGCAGAAGCAACAACUGUAUCAACAUCUGAUUUAAUAUCAAUCCCAGUAGAAGCAAUACCCACAACAGCCACAAUAGCGAUACCAGCAAAAGCAACAACAACGUCAGUAACAGCAUCAAUACCGACACCAACAGAAGCAACAACUGAAUCAAUAACAACCCCGCCAGAGGCAACGACAGCAACGGUAUCGACAACACCAGUAACAGCAACAACUGCAUCAAGAACACCCCCAAGAGAAAUCAUAAAUAUACCAUCAACAACACGAGCAGAAGCAUUAACACUAACAGAAACAACAAUGACAAAACCAAAAACGACAACCCUAGGGGAAGCAAAAACAGAAGUAGCUGUACAGCUUUCAAAAACAAAGGUGCAAGUGAUAGGAAACAUUGCAAAAACCAAGCAAAGGACUAUCACGUGCGUUUUCAAAGAUGUCAUGUUCUGUAACACUCGUAGACAUACGCCUCCACUAACGACGGAUUCAAAGGAACAUUAUCAAAUGCUAACAAGUGAGUUAAUUUAACUUAUACUUGGCUUACAGCGGGAACUACAUAAAUAACUGCUGAUAUAGAAUAAAGACCGUUCUUAGCUUAUUCGUGCCAAAUCUGUUCCAGAUCAAUUUGAAAAAAAAAACCAAUAGCACAAUUUUACGGGCAAUGGUGAUUGUUUUUACGAAAUUAGAUCAAAAGAUACCCUCAGUAAUGUCGCUUUUACGGGACACUAAACCUGAUGCCCUAGUUAAUGGGUUUGGGAGUCAGUCAUCUUCUUGAGUACCACACACUGUGACAUAUGACUUUAUUUAUUAUUCGCGAUUGAUGCGAUUUUCAUCUCCUAUUUUUUAAAAAAACUUGUAAUUCUCUUUCUCGUCCGUUCCUUGUUAAUUUUAUUUUAAGUCGGCAUGGAGUCCCAUUUACUUUCGGCAUAGUAAAAGAUUGUUUUAACAUUCACUUAAAGAAUUUGGCGAAGACUAUUCCACAAAAAAACAAGUCUUUUUGUUAAAGUUACUCGCACUUAUAGGCAGGUGCGUUAUGUACAAUGCAACGAUGAGCGUCGAAAUUUUUUGUUAAGAUUGUCAAUUAUUUAUUGAUGGAUUUGUCCGGUGAAGGCCUCAACGAAGACAGCGUUACAAAUCAACACAAAGGAUAUCUUUGGAAGGAUAUAAAACCAUUCAUUAUGAAAAUGAGGUGAUCGCUUAUAGCCCGAUGUAUUCCUCUUGGAUUUUCCCUUCUAUUGUCUGGGGAAUUAUCUCCACAGUUAUAGGUACGUCGUCUUUCAGUUCGUUUGUUGUGACUCGUUGCGUUGCGAUUCAAUAACCUUUGAAAACCCCAUGCCUAACUCUGAUGACGCGCUGAGGAAAAAUUAACUUGAAACAACUUGUUAUUUUCUUCAAUAUUUGAUCUGUAACCAAACGGUUAAAGGGCAAAUAAUAUAGAGUGCUUAAGUUAAUACGUUAAGCGAAAAAUACAAUCUUUAUGAAUGUUAAAUAAUGCUAGGUUUGAAAGCAUUAUUGUGUGACUGAAAACGUUCAUAUUUCUAUCGUCGAUGAUAUCAUCUCUCCACUUCUGCUUUGCUUUUAAUUCUUAAGAAAAUAAUUUCUCAUCACCACUAUGGCAACUUUUGUGACAUGAACUUUCCUCUCAUUUCCUCUGAUUAUCAUAAUACCUCAGCGAAAGACGAAAAUUUUUAGUUAAUCGUUUAUUUUUAAAUUAACUGAAUAACAAACAAUAAAUGCAAGAGAUGACCAUAGUUUCUCUCUUGAGAAGUUUCUAGUGAAACUUUAAGAUGUCUGUAAACUACAAUAAGAACAGAAGAGACAUAUCUUGUUGUUUCACAAUGCAAAGCAAACUAGUUUUAAACGAUAUAAGACGGCCAAUUCAAGAGCAACUGGAGAAGGUGCAGGAAAAUAAGUGGUCAAGAAUAGAACCAUUCACAUUUUACAAUCUUUAGAUGAAACGUAGGCAGGUUUAUAUGAACUAUUGCUAGCAGCUCUUGAAAGCUCGUGAUGUUAUUCGUUCCCUGUAGCACUAAGCCCCAUUUUAAGGCUCACUUGAACAAAAAAGGUGUGUAAUCUUGAAAGAGCUAGGGUCAUCACAUACACAAGUGUAAAUAAAAGUGAAUUUUUCCUCUCAAUAAUAUACAAGAGUGAAUAACUCCUCACCUCGUUUCGGCAGGUAUCACUACAAGUUCUUCUGUUACAAACGGGUCAUCAGCUGUCAACGAGUCUGCAAAGUUGACUAUUUCGCUUUCAUCUAUCAGGACUGUAGCACCAUUACCGACGGAGUUAUCUUUCAGUGGCAGGUCAAACUCGGGCCAUUUGUUACUGACUGCUACAACUACGACUCGUGUUGCAGGACAAAGCUCUGACGUAAGCAAAGGUGUAAAGAAUGUUGGACUAUCCCAUAACACCACAGUUUUGUUAUCACGUACGGUACAGAGGGUCUCUUCUACCAUGACGUCGAAAACAAGCACCUCAGUAACAAGUGUUGGAAUUUCAUUUAGCGCUUCAACUUUGGUAUUAUUUACACCACUUGCUCCAAGUAAAAUGUUUUCGCACUUGACCACUUCGCCUGCAUUUAUCAGGAUUGAAGCAACAUUAUCAUCGGGUUCAUCCCUUAGUGGUAGGCCAAACUCGGACCAACCGUUACUGGCUGCUACAACUUCGAACCGUGUUGCAGGACAAAGCCCUGACGUAAGACGAAGUGAAAAGAAUGUUGGACCAUCUCACAAUUACACCACAGUGUUGUUGUCACGCACCAUACAAAUGCUCCCUUCAACCAUGACUUCACAAACAGACGUUUCAGUUGCAAGUGUUAACAUUUCAUAUGGCACCACAACUUUGGCAUUGUCUACACCACUUGCUCGAAGUAAAACGUUUUCGCUACUCAGUUUUUCGUCAGGAGAAUUUCCUGAAGGAACAGCUUUUUCUCCUGACCUUUACACCUCAAGAAAAAAGGUUACUUUAACUUAUAACAGCACAAUUAUGGUAUCUCGAGUACGUACGCCAAGGAUUGUUAAAACAAUUAGCUCGUUCGAGAGAUCAAGUUCUGCAGUUGACGACAUCUCCAAAACUAGAGCAAUUUGGGGUUUGCUUUCGUCCCUUUUCGAAAACAAAACUUCGAUGGCUAAAGAGAGGUUGCCUUCUUCCAUAAAUAGUGAUGUCCUAACAACGACUAAAAGGGAAACUACUAACAAUACCUUAGGGACAUCCUAUUCUUUUGAUCACAGUUCAUCCAUGAAAGACAUAAUUCGGUCUUCAACUAUUUUCAGACCUUCGGCCUUAUUCUCAGGAAUCGAUACUGCAAGUGGUUUCCUUUUCCACAACAGGACAGUGCAGCAGUCAUCUUUGAUCCAAAGCAGGACGAUUUCUCUUCAGGUAAGGGCUGAUUCUAAAAACAUCAUCUCUGAUAGAACAAGUUUUGCAAGCUCUCAUAGUGGCGAAAUACUUGAAAGAUAUGUGCCUCUGGUCCAAAGUACAUCAACUUUGAAUACCAUUACUUCACUUCACCCACUUAACAAAUCUACAGGAAAUUACACGGAUGUUUACCCCUCCUCGAGAAUCUUUGUUAGCAGCUUUAAUACAAUCAAGUCGAUUUUGCCCAAAACCAAAUUGAAACCCUUUACGUCAUUUCCAGUAGACUUGUCUUCAGCGUUCAAUUUCCCAAGGACGACUAUCUCUGGUUCUCAGGACGUUGCAGGUACCUUAGUUUCACCCGUGAAAACCCCCUACAUUGAAACAUCCAGACUACUCCUGAGUUCUUCUUUCAAGACUUUUGAAGCAACAAUCGUUGCCACAGACCUAAACGCACCGAGAACAAGUACUUCAGCUUCUCAAAAUCUCACAAGGACGUUCUCUACGUCACCUUUCUUGCAGAAUGAGACAAUCACGUCGAGAACGGUCGUCUCCUCCACGAUUUCCAAAUGGAAACGUUCUACGGGUUGGUUUACUUCAAGCAGACGUCGAGAAAAUAGCUUUUCUCAUGCUUCUGCAAGUGUUUUUGAAUACCCCUCAAGAAGACAAUCGACCACCACAUAUGCGUCUCCUAUAACUUCAUCAACAAUUCAGCCACUAAGUGAACGGACUUUUACGCCACAUAUAACACUUGUAUCAACCAGACGCACCCUUUCCAAGGACUCAUCCAGCCAAUCUUUGUGGAUCACAUCGGAAACUUCCCAAUGGGCGAUCUCACCUACGUCUAUCCUUGUAAGUCCUUCCAGUAUUUACUACACCGUACAGACCGAAUUUACUCCACCGUUUCAGACAGAAUUAUACCGUGAAAGUGCAAGUCAGACCAGAUCAUUUACAAUAUCAUCAGUAGUUAAAAGUAAUAACGUAAACUCCAUAACUUCGUCGGGCUUGCGAACAUUUCUUCCUUUCCUUACAACCAGCAACGAUUUUUCUAGGUCAGCUGACUCUCCUCACCAGGCGAUUACAUUCCUCAGCUCAACGGUUAAAAACACCUUGAGCUUAAGAACGUUUGCUUCCGUAAAUAAAACAAGCAGUCGCGAAAAACUACAAACAUCGGUGGGUUCAUCUUUAAAACACAAGACUGCAAACACACUCUCUGUGCAGAACUUCUAUGGUCACACUGACGACUCAUCUCCGGAAUUUUUUAACGGAGAAGUUAUAGCCAGUGGCACCUUAAAUAUUGAUUACACUAUUCAUAUGCCUACGUUGAAGCUUACCACGGUGGAAAGCUCUCAACUACUAUCGACAUAUCCAAGUCGCGUGAGACAAAGCUUAACAUCUUUAGCGUCGUCUUCCACUGGGAAAAUUUUCUUAGAGUCCAUAAUUCCAAGUACAACCACACCUCGUGAAGCACUCAGUUUUACCCUAACAACGAAAAACACCUUAAAACGUACCAGUCAAACGUCAACGGAAGCGAUUUGCACCCACUUGUCUACAAUAUUAACUACUUUAAUGCCUUCAUCAACUCUCCAGACGGCAAGAGUGUCUAUGGUGACACGGAAGAUUGUGUCUAGCAACCCAUUCAUGGAUAGCUGGACAAUAAGAACUGUCGUUAGCGCAAGCCACUCAACAGGCUACACCUUGAAAUCGUCGAGCCUUGCACCAGCUGCUACUCAAAGUACUCUCCAAUUUUUCCCCAAUUUUUCUAACGAUUCUAGACCUAUUUUCCCAUCGUCGUCUACUCUGUUAGAGAUGUCAUCAUCACUAGUUAACGUAUUGCCAACUUCAGCUUUAAGGAUUUCUCAGAAGAAUGAUCGAAUGACAACAAUGACAACAAUAGAAAAUCCAGCCUUCCCAAGAAGCUUGUACUCAAGAGAGACAUCUGCUUUGUCUAGUUCAGUUGCCACAGAACGUUUUACGUUUUCCGUCAAAUCUAAAAGCCAAUGGACGCAAUCCUCUACGGAACUACUAGUACCUACUUCCUCUGGUAAAAUAUCAAGCACAAUUCUUGAUAUGUCUAAAUCUUUUACAACAUCUUCCCAUCCCAUCUCGUCAUUCGUUUCUGUUUUGUUUCAAACUGGACCACCACCCGAGGAUCCAAAGCAAUUUGAAGGAACCAUGGUGUUACAGAUGCCUUGGAAUUUACGAUAUCUAAAAACAUACACCCCAGAAUAUCAGGCUCUUGCCUCUACAAUUAAGAGGGAAAUCAGUAAGGCGUUUACGAACCUUGAAGGAUUUCUAUCUGUGCAAGUUCUACGCUUCUGGGAAAGUAGCGUUGGAGUUGACUUUCUGGUGUUUGUACAGAAAAAUGCCAACAUUGACGAGAAUACCGUAGAGAUGAUGCUUACAGAGGCAAACAACACGGGGGUAUUGAAUAUACCUAUAACAAGCCUGCAAGUUAACGAAAGAAGAGCUACAACUACUGCUUCGGUACCCACUCCUGUAUCAUCUAAGUCUCUUGAGCAGUGGGCGCUUGUUCUCAUUGUUGCUGGUAUUUCAGUGUUCCUACUAUUGCUGAUUAUCUGUAUGUUAGCGGUAAGUAAAAUUGUUUUUGCAAUAAUUCCCUUAAACUCUGCUAUUCUAUCGUUUUCCCGUUUUUUGUUUAAGUAUUAGUAACAAGGGUUGAAAAAGAAGUGAGUGAUUGCAAUUUUCGCCAAUUCCAACGCUAAACAAGUUUUGAAAAGAAACACCCGUAGGAAAGCCGAAAACGGAGUGUGAAUGGGCAAAAUUUGAGAAGAUAAACUCGGUUUACGUUUGAGAAACCAGCCUCAUUUUGUUUAAAAAUUUGUACGAAAGUGUUAUAGUGUUAUAAUACUGUAUUUAUAAUGCUUGUUUUGCGGCCUUGAUGUUGUUAGUUAAAGGCCUUAGAUUUACCAGCUGUAAGUUUGGGGAUUGUUGUAACUGUAAAAAGAAAUUUAACCAAAUUUUCCAAUUUGUUGUUGAGUGCGUUUAAUGGUUUUCGUUGUCUUUGAAGGAAAUAACCAUUUUAUUUGGCGGCCAUUGAUAGGUUGGGCGAGUACAAUUGCACUGAAUUUGAAAGUAAUCCGAGUUCUUUUUGAUUCAGGUCAAAUUGGCCAGGCGAAGUGGCGGAUUUAAGCGAAGCAAGAAGUACGAGCUUUCGAGAUGGAAUAAUUACAUUCACACCGAGUAUCCUGACUCCGCUGCCAGAUCCAAAACGAACUUGCCGGUGAUAUUAAGUAUGGAAGAGAAACGACAAUACUUCAAAGACGAUUCAUAUGAAGAACUUACUACAUACAACAUAACAGAAAGCAAAAGCGACGAAAGCCUUACACGCGAAGCUUUCAGAACGAAAUUACGAGAAACUAGCUUCAACGGCAAUCCUGAGUUCAAAUAUACAAACCAGGAGUCCAGAAUAUCGCCAUCAGAGGCGGCAGUGAAGGUAUUCCAAUAUCAAUAAGACAAGAUCAAAUUUGAGACAUGCAGGCACCUCCCCAUUUCCAGCUUGUCAAUAUUUAUCCUUAACUAAUCAUUACCAACAAUCUAGGCUGACAUUGCAAAAUUAACAAAUAAUUCAAAAUUGAUCAAUAUUGAUUCAGUGGUAGCACAACAACAAAGUUGGUUCUUCGCCCAUCAUUCCCCAAAGGAACGGAAUUUGGAAAUGUUUGUUAUUGAGGAGGGGGAAAACCGAAGUACCCGCAGAAAAUCAUCUUGGAGCAAGGGAGAGAACCAAUAACGAAGUCGACCCAAAUAUGGCGUCCCAUCCGAGAUUUGCCAAGAAAUGAGUGAAAGGCGAGUGUUCUGACCAGUGCACUACCCUUGCUCUCCCCGCUUUUCCUUUUUUAAAGUACGUGAAUAAAAACAUAACUUUUCUAUUUUAUCUCCAGGGAUCCCAGAGAAGUGUUUCAACCAAAGAAUAUCCUGCUCAGUGGAACAAAGGCUGUGAUGAUGGAGUGAAACUAUAA